This is a messenger RNA of Cornus florida, 1177 nucleotides long. RefSeq names its product ferritin-like catalase Nec2. The transcript has 3 exons. The record is from RefSeq and is a predicted model, not a curated record. Bases 21 to 968 code for a protein of 315 amino acids. Lineage: Eukaryota; Viridiplantae; Streptophyta; Magnoliopsida; Cornales; Cornaceae.
UUCUACACACACGAGCUGGAAUGGCUACUCCUUUAGUCAUCACAUCCUCCUUAGUCAUGUUCAUGAUCUUGAUCACCAAUUUCAUGAUGAUCAAUGUCUGUUUCUCUGAACCUACUUGCCAGCCAACCUAUCCACCAAAUGCAGUUCCGGUAGCUAAUGAAGAUGUGGACAUGUUGCAAUUUCCUCUUAAUCUCGAGUACUUAGAAGCAGAAUUCUACUUGUUUGCUGCACUGGGAUAUGGACUUGAUGUGGUUGCUCCGCAGCAAGCCAUGGGCGGUCCUCCUCCCAUCGGGGCCAGGAAAGCUAACCUUGAUUUCCCCGUGCAGGACAUCAUCAAAGAAUUCGCAUACCAAGAAGUUGGUCAUCUCAGGGCCAUCAAAUCAACAGUUGGCGGGUUUCCAAGGCCUCUGAUGGAUCUAAGCAGUAAGAACUUCGCAAAACUGUUCGACGAAGCAUUCGGAUACAAACUCCUCCCUCCCUUCGACCCGUAUCGUGACAGCCUGAGUUACAUGUUAGGUUCUUAUGUGAUUCCAUACAUGGGACUUGUAGGUUAUGUUGGGACAAAUCCAAAUCUCAUUGGCUACAAAUCAAAGAUGCUGUUGGCAGGACUUUUGGGGGUUGAAGGCGGCCAAGAUGCCGUUAUACGAACAUAUCUGUACGAGCGAUUGAAUGAAACAGUGAAGCCAUACAACAUCACGGUAGCAGAGUUUACAAUCCGCAUUUCGGAGCUGAGGAACAAACUGGCAAUGUGUGGCAUCAAAGAUGAAGGAAUCAUAGUCCCACUUGAGCUCGGGGCCGAGAACCGAACCACAAGCAAUGUUUUGUCAGCCAACACUGACUCCCUCUCUUACAGCAGAAUUCCAGCAGAGAUAUUGAGGGUCCUGUAUGACUCCGGCGACGAGAGUAUGCCCGGCGGAUUCUAUCCCAUGGGAGGAAAUGGAAAGAUUGCUAGGGGAUUUCUGAAAUAGGCAUAGCCAAAAAUGCUAGCCCAGACAUUAAUUAAUGAAUAAAUAAUUUCUAUUUUCAUGUAAUGUUGUUAUGAUCAACGUAAGUGAUCAAUCUGUUGUUUUUUUAUUAUCAUGUAAUGUUGUUAUGAUCAAUGUAAGUGAUCAAUCUUUUGCUGUGAAAUUGGCAUUUCCUAUAUAAGUGCUCAAAAAAAUUCAUGGGUUCGUCAGCA